Messenger RNA from Saccharomyces eubayanus, 1290 nucleotides. It is a transcript of the gene IDP1, whose product is annotated as isocitrate dehydrogenase (NADP(+)) IDP1. Gene Ontology annotation, molecular function: magnesium ion binding; NAD binding; isocitrate dehydrogenase (NADP+) activity. Gene Ontology annotation, cellular component: mitochondrion. Gene Ontology annotation, biological process: isocitrate metabolic process. The coding region runs from base 1 to 1290 and encodes 429 amino acids. The record is from RefSeq and is a predicted model, not a curated record. Lineage: Eukaryota; Fungi; Ascomycota; Saccharomycetes; Saccharomycetales; Saccharomycetaceae. The transcript has a single exon.
AUGAGCAUACUAGCUAGAAGACUGUUUUCCACCUCUCGCCUUGCUGCGUUCAGCAAAAUCAAGGUCAAACAACCCGUUGUCGAGUUAGACGGUGACGAGAUGACUCGUAUCAUUUGGGACAAGAUCAAGAAGAAGCUGAUCUUGCCCUACUUGGACGUAGACUUGAAGUACUACGACUUGUCAAUCGAGUCUCGUGACGCCACCGCAGACAAAAUCACUCAAGAUGCUGCAGAGGCAAUCAAGAAGUACGGUGUCGGUAUCAAAUGUGCCACCAUCACUCCUGAUGAGGCUCGUGUAAAAGAAUUCAAUCUGCACAAGAUGUGGAAAUCUCCCAACGGUACCAUUAGAAAUAUUCUUGGUGGGACUGUGUUCAGAGAACCAAUCGUGAUUCCUAGAAUCCCAAGACUGGUCCCUCGUUGGGAAAAGCCAAUUAUCAUUGGAAGACACGCCUUCGGUGAUCAGUAUAAGGCCACGGACACGUUGAUUCCAGGGCCAGGCUCUUUGGAAUUGGUCUAUAAACCAUCGGGAUCUAACGCUACUGCUCAACCACAGACUCUGAAAGUAUUUGACUACAAGGGCAGCGGUGUAGCCAUGGCCAUGUAUAACACUGACGAAUCCAUCGAAGGGUUUGCUCAUUCGUCUUUUAAAAUGGCCAUUAGCAAAAAACUGAACCUGUUCUUGUCUACUAAGAAUACUAUUUUGAAGAAAUAUGAUGGUAGAUUUAAAGACAUUUUCCAAAAUGUCUACGAAGCUCAAUAUAAGGCCAAGUUCGAAGAACUGGGUAUUCAUUAUGAACAUCGUUUAAUUGACGAUAUGGUCGCUCAGAUGGUUAAGUCUAAAGGUGGUUUUAUCAUGGCAUUGAAGAACUAUGAUGGUGAUGUCCAAUCUGAUAUCGUUGCCCAGGGAUUCGGUUCCUUGGGGUUGAUGACUUCUAUCUUAGUCACACCAGAUGGUAAAACUUUUGAGAGUGAGGCUGCUCAUGGUACUGUGACCAGACAUUAUAGAAAAUACCAACAGGGCGAAGAAACUUCUACGAAUUCCAUUGCGUCGAUUUUUGCUUGGUCAAGAGGUCUAUUGAAAAGGGGUGAAUUAGACAAUACUCCAAGUCUAUGCAAAUUUGCCAACAUUUUGGAGUCUGCCACCCUAAACACCGUUCAACAAGACGGUAUCAUGACCAAGGAUUUGGCGUUGGCUUGUGGUAAGAAUGAAAGAUCUGCUUACGUUACCACAGAAGAAUUUUUGGAUGCUGUUGAGAAAAGAUUACAGUCGGAAAUCAAAUCGAUUGAAUAA